This is a messenger RNA of Heterostelium album PN500, 345 nucleotides long. RefSeq lists its product as uncharacterized. The record is from RefSeq and is a predicted model, not a curated record. Bases 1 to 345 code for a protein of 114 amino acids. Lineage: Eukaryota; Evosea; Eumycetozoa; Acytosteliales; Acytosteliaceae. The transcript has a single exon.
AUGGUUGCCAGUGGCAUCGUUGGUGGCUGUGGCCGGACAGCACUUGACACCGCACUCGUGUUUCUUGCAGUUUCUCAGAACACGACACACAUUUCCACAGGUGAAAGCGCUCGAGUUCAUAGAGAGAUUGGCAUGAACCACGCCACAUUGACGAUUCUCAAUGGAUUUGCCACAACGACAGCUCGAUUUGACUUUGACCUUGCACGGAGGACACGCGCCAGCAUGACACUUCUCUUGGCAGUGGUGCUGUCCACAAGCCAACAGACGAGAGCACACCUUUCCACAAGUAGGAAUUGGCUCAAGACAAGAUUGUCUUGCAGGGAUGGGCAAGUCAGCAAGAACUGA